Messenger RNA from Effrenium voratum, 1611 nucleotides. Lineage: Eukaryota; Dinophyceae; Suessiales; Symbiodiniaceae. The record is from the annotation of a GenBank genome assembly.
AUGGCAGGGCAUCGGGCUCAGAGGGGCCUUCUGCUGCUGCUGCCGCUUUCGCUUUGCCAAGCGGCGCUCUUCGACCUGGACCUGGGCGGAGUGACGCGGCUGCCUUUGUGGGAGCCCACGCUGGAGGAGUACUUCCCUGACCGCAGCGCGGGGGAGUUGGGCCUGGCGUCCCCGGUGGUGUUGACCAGCCCCACCCGGGAGGAGUUCCUCUUCCAUGCGCGGCGGGGGUAUCCCAUCGUGAUCGCAGACUGGGCGGAGGGCAUGAAGUACACGGGCUGGAGCUGCCAGGACUUUGCAGAUGCCUUCCCCUUUGGCUACAUGAAGGCGGAAUACAUCGAUGACUUGCCGGGCUUCAAGCGCAGCCAGCACGACACCAAGGUGAUCGAUGGGGAGAUGCGCUUCAAGCUCGGCUCCUUCAAGCCUGACGGGAAGACCUGGUGGUACAACUUCUCGCGGCCCGCCUCAAAGCGGUACAAGGACGACCCGCUGAAGCCCAAGCAGGGGCCCUACGUGUGGCACGUGAAGGAUGAGCUCAGCCCCAAGGAGAAGAAGAUAGUACAGCAGCGCUUCGAGUCGCCAAGCUUCCUGCAGGAUCCCCUGAACAGGGCAAAGAUGAACCGCAGCUUCGAGGUGUGGUUUUCCCCUGGCGCCUACUCAGGCGCAGGUGCCCACAACGAUGGCUACUGUGAGUCGGUGGUUUCCCUGCAGCUGCGCGGUGACAAGCGCUGGCGGAAGAUGAUGCUGCCGAAGAUGUCCUUUUUGGACUCCUUCGACGAGUUCGAUGGCGGCGUCUACGACGCUGGCAAGUGGGACCCGGACCUCGCGUUCCUGAACAGUGCCAGGGGAGCUGUGAUUUGGCCCCCGGGCUACCUGCACGAGACCUCCACCUUGCCGCCACCCGAUGGGAAGUGCGGGUCUGCGCUGACUCUGCAGUACGCCUUCCCGCAGCCCGUGCAGUUCUUGCGCGCGUUCCUCCCGCGGCUGUCGCUGUCGGCGGAGGUGGGCCACUGCGUGGGCAUGCAGUGGUCGGGCUACGCCACCAUGGAGGUCAAGGGCAUCGGGCCCACGGCCAAGGAGCAGAAGAUGAAGGAGCAACUGCGGAAAAUUCUGGAGCUAGUGGACACCGACCAGGACGGGGAGAUUACUGUGGAGGAGACCAAGGCCUGGUUCGCAGACUCCCGGUCCCUGGCCUUGCAGCGGCUGCCGGACCCCGAGUUCGUGAAGCACAAGGACCUCCUCAUCGCCUACAAGGCAGAGGAUACCGUCGCGUACCACGACAUGAACGACGACGGCAAGGUGUCGCGGCAGGAGCUUUGGGAUUCCUUGGUGCAGUGGAAUGUGGUGCGGGUGCGGGUGCAGGAGGGCCUGAAGCUGCUCAACCGGGGCGACCGCAAAGGCUUAGAGGCUCUGGAGCGGUCCCUGGACUACCUGCGGCGAGAGCCCCUGAAGCUGCCGAAGAAAGUGAGGCCGGAGAUGCAGGACAUCUUCCAGCACGCCAAGGGCUCCAAGCUCUUCCGCUCCCUGAACGGCAUCACCUCCAUCUCCGACUCAGAAUUCUGGAGCCCUGCGCGGGACGCGCUGGAGGAUCUGCGCCGGCGAAAGGAGCUGUAG